AAUCGGUGGUGGUUAGUUCCAAAUUAUCUGCUGGAAAUUGGAAGAUCAGACGCACACACCUUUUUUACUUGGACCCUGCAAUCGAAUUGACCUGGCGAGUUUUUUUUUACAGUGCAGGCGCCGCAACAGCACCACCGUAGAUCGGUCAUCAGUCAGUACCACGCUCGCCGCCGGCGACGGCCGACUUCUCCGGGGGAUGGCGGCUCCGGCGGGGCCCACGAGGCUGGCCUACUUCGAUGACAUGUGGGCCCUCCGCGCCCCCGCCACCGUCCUCUCCCUCCACCAGGAGGAGGGCGGCCGGCGAGCGGUGGUGCUGGACGCCACCGUCUUCCACCCGCAGGGCGGCGGCCAGCCGGCCGACACCGGGGCAAUCGUCUCCGCCGCCGGCACCGGCGCCAGGUUCCUCGUCGAGGACGUGCGCGUCAAGGAUGGGGUGGUCUUCCACUAUGGCAGAUUCGAGGAUGCUGCUGCUGGAGAGGAGCUGAGCCAAGGGCAGAGUGUCAGCUUGGAAAUCGACGCGGAACGGCGCAAGCUCAACUCCAGGCUUCACUCUGCAGGUCAUUUGCUGGACAGUUGUAUGACCAACCUUGGCCUUCAUCUGGAACCUGGGAAAGGCUAUCAUUUUCCUGAUGGGCCUUCCGUUGAGUAUAAGGGAGUUGUUCCAGCAGAUCAGUUACAGGAUAAGAAAAUCCAGCUGGAAAAGGAGGCGAACGAACUGAUUUCGAAAGGAAGCAAGGUUUUGGUCUCUGUUUUUCCCUAUGAGGAGGCGGCUAAGUUGUGUGGAGGUGCUCUGCCUAGUUACAUUCCACAAGAUAGCACUCCCCGCAUUGUGAAAUUUGGUAACUAUCCUGGUUGUCCUUGUGGAGGCACUCAUGUAGCCGAUAUUGCAGACAUCGGCAACCUAAAGGUCACAAAUAUACGGGUCAAGAAAGGCGUGACUAAGGUCUCCUACAGCAUCAGCCCAUAAUUUUCUUCUGUGCAACUCUCAAAACUAGUAGAAUUUGUCAGAGAAGUGGGAGGAUAAUUACCUAGAGAAUCAGAAGGCUGAUGUCCGCUGUCUCCUCUUGUGCUAGUAGAUCUAUAAAUAUUUACAUAUACUAUUUGAAAAGGUACUAGUAGAUCUAUAAAUAUAUGGUGAUGUAUUCUGUCUCCUCUUGUGCCGUGGUAGAUCGUCGGAAAGGCUGAUUUGCAGAUCAGAUGUUCCACCUCAGGCUAUCCUGCCCUCUCCUUAUCCGUUGAGAUAUACUAUAGAUAUCUUUUAUAUGUAUGAAAUAGUGCAUACCAUUAGGUAUUUGCUUUAGUGGACUGUUAAGAAUUGAUCCUACAGUUUGUCACAGCUCCUGAGUCUUGAAUGUCAAUCCAUCCAGGUUGUGGGAAUAGUUUUUGGUU
Triticum aestivum (bread wheat) is the source of this 1389-nucleotide messenger RNA. Its product is annotated as alanine--tRNA ligase. Gene Ontology annotation, molecular function: alanine-tRNA ligase activity; nucleic acid binding; ATP binding. Gene Ontology annotation, biological process: alanyl-tRNA aminoacylation. The coding region runs from base 197 to 967 and encodes 256 amino acids. The record is from RefSeq and is a predicted model, not a curated record. NCBI's taxonomy places the organism in Eukaryota, Viridiplantae, Streptophyta, Magnoliopsida, Poales, Poaceae. The transcript is spliced from 8 exons.